AUGCAACAAUUACUUGCAGGAGAGGGGGUGGGGUACGGCAGUGGUGAAAGGUACGGCAGUGGUGAGGGGUACGGCAGUGGUGAAAGGUACGGCAGUGGUGAAAGGUACGGCGGUGGUGAGGGGUACGGCAGUGGUGAAAGGUACGGCAGUGGUGAGGGGUACGGCAGUGGUGAAAGGUACGGCAGUGGUGAAAGGUACGGCAGUGGUGAGGGGUACGGCAGUGGUGAAAGGUACGGCAGUGGUGAAAGGUACGGCGGUGGUGAGGGGUACGGCAGUGGUGAAAGGUACGGCAGUGGUGAAAGGUACGGCAGUGGUGAAAGGUACGGCAGUGGUGAAAGGUACGGCAGUGGUGAAAGGUACGGCAGUGGUGAAAGGUACGGCAGUGGUGAGGGGUACGGCAGUGGUGAAAGGUACGGCAGUGGUGAGGGGUACGGCAGUGGUGAGGGGUACGGCAGUGGUGAGGGGUACGGCAGUGGUGAGGGGUACGGCAGUGGUGAGGGGUACGGCAGUGGUGAGGGGUACGGCAGUGGUGAAAGGUACGGCAGUGGUGAGGGGUACGGCAGUGGUGAGGGGUACGGCAGUGGUGAGGGGUACGGCAGUGGUGAGGGGUACGGCAGUGGUGAGGGGUACGGCAGUGGUGAGGGGAAAUUUCGUAUAUACGAUAUAGAUAGAAAAAAAAGAGAAGAGGGGGGGUGUAAAUAG
This is a messenger RNA of Physella acuta, 702 nucleotides long. RefSeq lists its product as uncharacterized. The record is from RefSeq and is a predicted model, not a curated record. NCBI's taxonomy places the organism in Eukaryota, Metazoa, Mollusca, Gastropoda, Physidae.